Dermacentor albipictus is the source of this 1400-nucleotide messenger RNA. Its product is annotated as juvenile hormone acid O-methyltransferase-like. Lineage: Eukaryota; Metazoa; Arthropoda; Arachnida; Ixodida; Ixodidae. The record is from RefSeq and is a predicted model, not a curated record.
UGUGAGCGGCCUAUCUUCCUGACGUCAUCUACCCGUUCGCACUAGCUAGCGAUCCUAAUCCUUUACAUUUCCGCGACGGCGCUUGGGCGUGGCAAAGCGCAACCACUGUGUGGCAAGCUACAUCGGAAAGAACUGGUGAAGCCGUGUUUCGGAAGCGACGGUCCCGACUGCCUGUGUUCGAAGUCCUGGCUUUCCCGUGGUGUCAAGACUUCGGGAGUUUCUUCCAGCAAUAGCUUUUUUACGAAUUUCAAAUUGCUGGCGAGGCAAGAAUGAAUUCAAUGGCAGCUCACGUGAAGAGUGCAAACUCGGCGCUACUCAGCAAGUUGGCGCAUUGCGUAAGGAUGCCAGCCAAACGCGCCGGUUCCUCGAAGGUGCCCGUUUUGGAAGCUCCAACGGCACUCAAGGACAAAAUCAAGGAGACCGACGCCGGGAUGUCUCCUCGCUUCCAGGCCGACCAGUACGCCCUCAACAAUAGGCUUCAAAGGAAGGACAGCAAUUUCGUGCUGGACUUCUGCCAGCCAACAUUCCUGCAGGAGUGCCACGAGAAAAUGCAGUUUCUCGACGUCGGCUGCGGCACCGGGGAUUUCACUCGCGAGUGCUUGCUGCCCCGCUGCCUGCCCUGUCGGAGGAUCGUGGGCACGGAUUGGUCUCUGGACAUGAUAAAGUACGCCAAGCGACACUCGGACCACGCGAAGAUCCACUACCAGCAACUCGAUAUCUCCGCAGACGUUACCAACUUCCUGGAUAUCAACGGCCCGUUCCACAGGAUCUACUCCUUCUAUUGCCUGCACUGGGUCAAGAACCAGGACGCCGCGCUGAAGAACAUUGCCAGGCUCUUGAAGCCCGAAGGAGAGUGCCUGCUGCUCUUUCCGGCGUCCAACCCGGCUACCGCGGGCUGGAAAUUGCUCGCCAAGAUGGACCGCUGGGCAAAGUAUUCGGAGAAACUCCUGGCGUACAUCGCUCCCUGCGAAGACAUGGUGGAAAAACAAGAGCAGAUUGAUUACAUGCGCUCUCUGCUGGACGACGCGGGACUUACGCCCAGUAUCUUCGUUAUACCGAGGAUGGCGACCUUCGAUGGAUGGUCCGAGAAGGACAUAAUCGGACUUCAUAUGAGUAUCCUUCCGAUCAGGCAGCUGGUUUCUGACGACGAGCUGGAUCAGCUGCGCGCUGACGUCACAGCAAUCGUGCGAGAACUUCAUGGCCCCCAGACGGACUCAUCAUGCUUUCGCAUGUACACCAUCAAAGCCUCGAAGUCGAAGAGCUAGAACGUUGAAUGUUGUAAACCUAAAUAGAGGGGGGUUGCACCGCUACUGCUACGAAGAUGUGCACGCAUUUGACAAUCCUUUUACACUUUUGCCUUUAAUAGCAUGGUUUUAAUAAAGCAUACAUUUAUUGCGGCA